CUGAGUCAUCGAAAGACAGUCUACACAACCGGUACGCGCUAGGUUAAAGCAUGGUUUGUGCAAAGGCCCGACAGAAUUGAGGACAAAAAGAAUGGAAAUCGGAAUACAAGAAGCUACUUACAAAGGUAAGCGUGAGAAAUAAUGGCGUGAAAUCUACCACGUAAAGAAUCGAGUCAAGUGGAAGCGUUUAUACAAAAGACUUCAACAUCCAGAGGAGUAGCAAGUAAUGGAAUGGGAGAUUUGUCGAGACCUUAGACAAAAUGUUAGGCCGUUCCAAUGCCGCAGAACAGCUUCUAGAUAGGGAUAGUAAACUUCAGUGUCGUGCUAGUAGCCUUCUCGGUCAUAAGACUGAUUGUUUCGCUUUUCCAUGGUUCACUUGCUUGGUUUUGACUCGUAACACGUAAACGUUAAUCUAGAGCUUUUUACUGAACUGUCCCAGGAUUCAGGAUUGCCGUUAGAAAGUUUCCGUUUAUGUGUGUUAAAAAAAAAAAAUCCAUGGAAUGCUUUUAGCAUAGACUAAUUCUUGUUGUUCAUGUUCACCCGUGUGACAACUGUACUAUAUGCAAAUUUCGAGUGUUGACCUGACACUUAAAAUCAUUGGGCCAAUUUUGUAAACGUAGGUUAGCUAGUGUUUAACAAAACCGCGUUCUAAGUCAUUUUCAAUUUGCCCAACGAUUUUAUCUAAACAUCAUUUAUUGUGAACAGUUUUAUGACAGCAUAUUGAGAAGACUAGAAAUUAAAGUAUUUUUCUUCUUAAAACAAUCCACCAAAGAAGAGAUCUGGAGGUUCAAAGAUUCGUUGAACCGCGGCUUAAGUUAGACUCCACUGUUUUUUUCUGGUUGCUAAGAACUUUUUUGCAGAGUGUAAAGGUUGCAAUUACCAGCUGAGAGUUUUAACAAGGUAGUCAGCACCGCCAGCAAGGAUAAAACUACUCUGUGAACGCCAGGGAACUAAUAUCAGACCAUUCACUUUUCGAAAAAAACUGUUAUAAUAUGAGAACCACGGAGGGCUGUCAUUUCCAACUUGGUUAACGAUAAUAAAUAAACAUCACCAACUUUAGCGGGCAAAACGCAGUCGAUGUUUUCGUUUAAUAAGGGGUUUAGUUGUAAGGGGCCUCAUACUGAGGAUUUUUUGGCGGGGGGCUGAGGCCUUGGGGCAGGCGGAAGCCAGAAAAUUUUCACUUGUUACUCAAAAUGUUCUUGAUGAUAAUAAAUUCAAUGGAAAAAAAUCGAAAUAUAUUUUGUUUGCUAAACAAAAGACCGCCUGCGAGUUGACGAAGUAUGGCAGUAAUGCUUAUUCCAAUUUGUACUUGUGAUAUGGAACAAUUAUUAUUAUUUUUUUUUUAAAAAAGGGUACAUUAAUGCAUUAAAUAAACUCUGUAGCUUGUAAUUUGAAAACAAUUUUUUUUUACGACACUGCGGACAGAAAGCCACUCGAACCGACAUAAAAUAAAGCGUCACGCAAUCGUUCUUGAAUUUCCCUUCUAGCAGAGGUCUCUCACGGCAAGAGAAAAUUCAAUGAUUUGAAAGAGAGUGACCUUUGCCUGCCCCCGAUGCGUUUUCCAUCACUCAUGCACUGACGUAUCCUUAAAAACCAUUAAUGUUUAGUCACGUGCGACACAACUUACAGAACCGGUUUGCGCGAUAACAACGUGGGCUGAGAAGUUUCCAGGAUGCAAUCUCAACAGGGCAGGAGUAUUCCACAUUAAACGAACCGGUUUUGAAAACCAGUGAGUCUCGGCCACAAAUGUUGCCGGCGGCUUCAUAAAACGACGCGUCGGAGGCCAACAGAGGUCUCUCUAUUUCAUUUUCUCUUGCCGUAAGAGACCUCUGCUAGGAGAGAAUUCUCGACUCCAUGAUGAGUGCUAAUAUUUCCUUUAGACAAUCGCUAUUUCUUAAAAGCAAGUCAUGAUAUUGGAAGGUUACGCAACUUCCUUGUCCUGCUGUUCUAUAUAUAAAUCACUAUCAAGAGAGGAUAAAGGGGACAGAGAAGGCAUCCCCCAUACACACCCUAUUACAUUGGUAAUUCGUCUCGAGUUAUUUUUAAGACCACAGAUCCCAAGGGGGAUUAGACAACAGCCAAUCACAUAGUGCGAAUGUGUUCCGCGUGGAUAAGCCACGCUCAGAGCCACGUGUUCUUCACGAAUUGACGCAGAACAAAAUGGCGGAAGACGCGGAGAGUGAUAUUGCUAUUCGUUUUGUCGACGAAAACGACUACAGAGAGAUUUCUGCUAAAGCUGUGUCAGCGAAACGGAAAUUAAAAAAGAAUCGCCUUUCCUGGCUUUUUUCUAAGCAUUGCUACGACGUUGAUUCGAGCAAAGCUGAGAGUUCUAGCAAAGAAGAUGAAAAAGUCAGUGCACGCGAGGAGGAAGCUGUAACCGAAACGGAGAGUGCUAAUGAAAUACAAGAAAAAGUAGAAAGCUCCUAUUCCGAUGAAAGUUCAGCAGAUGAAGCGAAGAGGAGGAAUUGUGCAGGGAAGCAUAAACCUGCGCCUUCGAGUUCGACCGUCACCAAAUCAAGCAAAAGGGCGCCGAAGAAAUCAAAUAAACGGAAAGAGAGUCUUUCGAAAGAAGAGAUGUAGCGAUUCCUUUUUUCCAGGUGAGCGCCGACUCAUUUCGCUUCAAUAUUCAGGAAUGCUCCCGAUCUCUUUACGCUUUCAUUGCCUUUCGCCCGACAUGUUUUACACGGCGUUUAGUCAUGCGAAACCUCCAUGAAACAUCCACGCAGCGCGCGAGGUAACUUUAAUUUUUUACCCGGAUUCUAAAAAUAAUUCGAGACGAAUUACCCAUGGAAUAGGGUGUAUAUGGGGGAUGCCUUCUCUGUCCCCUUUAUCCUCUCUUGUCACCACUUAAAGUUGUUUCAGGUAUUCUUGACACUCGGUACACAUGGUAUGGUGUUGCAUUAAUAAUAACUUAAUUAUUAGAUCAAGGCUGAGGGUUUAGCUGUUGUUAUGGAAGAACUUAUAAGUAACGAAGUGACAUGUGACGUAGGUGAAAAGGUGUAGAGGUAUGACACGAAAAAAAUUGGUCAGAAUGUCCUACUACAAAAGAGCCUUGUUUGAGACUAAUAAGUAGCAGCUUAAAAAGCAAAUCGGUCGGCAGCAGAUAAAGGAAAGUAAAUUGAAGUGAACGUUUGGUUCGCUCAGUUGAACAUAAUGAGGAAGCAUCGAUCAUAAUUAAAGGACAAUGUACAAGGAUUCCGGCUGAAUUAUUCCAAACGAAUGUGAUGCAUGGAAGAAUAGCUAGUCAAUUUGAAGACUGUCAUGCUGCUUUCUUCCCUACAGAAAACGGUAACUUACCGUUUUCUGCAGGGAAAGCCAACUACACCAAGAAGGAAAUGCGUCCCGACCUGUAAUUCCCUGGGACUACUUCCUGAUAUAAGCCAUAAUGGUACAUUGGGCCGCCCCAAAGGGUAUAGUUUUGCGCCGUUUUGGCCUGAAAAUGGGUAUAGAUUUUGCCCAUUUUGGUCUGUAAUCGGGUAUAGUUUACGAGGGAACUACGUUACCGUAGUGCAUGAAUGUUUUCGUCGUUUCAAUUCCGAACAAGAGAGGAUAAAGGGUAUGAAUAAGAAAGAAAGUGUAAUAUGCGAAUGUAAUACGUGUGUUGCGUUUUGUGACCAACCCAGGUCUGAAAACGGGUGUGGAAAAUGACAUUUUUUGGUCUGAAAUGUGGUCUGGAUUCGGAGAAGAGGGCGGCACACCUCCACCAAGAAUUCUCUGGAGAACUCCACAAGCUGUGAUUUUAGUUUACGGUGUUGUCAAAUGUCACGAAAAGACUAGCCCUCCUGGAUGCUCACUCAUACGUAUACAAAGGACGGAGGUUUCAUGCCCUGCAGUUUUUAAAUUGUUGUAUUCUCAAUAAAUCUUUUAACUGUUUCUUUUUUAGAGUGUUGAAAGAUUAUCAACUGGAAUAAAAAAUGAGCAGUGGUGAAGACAAGAAUUCAGGUUAGUGAAAAACAAGACAUUCAACAAUUUUCCCCAGAUAUUUUCUUGUAUUUUCCUUUCUUAUCAAGUUUUCCAUGCUUAUUACAGCAAAACAUUUUUUGUAACCUCAUCAGACCCGAAUAACGAUGUGGUUUAUUCUAAUAAGUUAUCUUGCCAGCAUGGUGUCUAUAAUUUGAAUUUUGUAAAUUUAUCACUCAGGAGUUUUGACCGAUCACUACCGUUUUACGUAAUUGGUAAAGUAGUGAUUUCAAAGUAAGAUUAUCAACAUUAUUCAGCUUAUCCUUUUCUAUGAAAUUUCGAUGGAUGAACUGAUUUUUGAUUCGAAUAAAAAGCAUUUUACUGAAUUAAUGUGAUGGAACUAUUACAAAUUUAAGGCUGGGCGGAUUCUUCAAAUAAGGGAUAUAGCUUUAACCAGUGCUCUGCCUUUAGGCUUACCUUAUUGCAAACUACCGAUGGGACAAAUUUUUCAGUGUACGAACCUUGUUCGAACAAGUAAUAGACUAGUGGGUAGGGGUAGUGGUGUCCCAAGCAUUCGUAUUGGGGGUGGGGGAAGAGAAGCAUAAGUUCUCAUAACUAUGUUGGUAAAGCAUUGCAGCUCUAACGGAGACUAUAUGGGCUCUUAUCCCGUUAAAGCCCUGAAAUUUUUUUUCGGGUCAAUUUGCAAUUGCUUAAAAUGUAAUUAAAGCUGCGACGAUCAUAUCUUUAUUAAAACUGGAAUAGCUUCGAGUUUAAGUUGUUGUGCGUUCAAGGUUAAAAAUUUUGCUCUUCCACUUUCUCCUUCCUUUACUCUUUGUCAAUAAUAACAGUUGGUAGGUCCGAGAGAAGAUGGAGCAGUGACCCUCUAAGAGGUAAGUCGUCGGCUAAUAAAAUCUGUUAGCAUUUCAGUCAUCAGCAGAGAGCGAGAAAAACCAAACCAAACCACUUAACUGCUGUUUCGAAGACCAAUCAUGGGAGCAAAUUAACGUGUCUAAGUUAAUCCCCGCCCCCAAGCGCAUUCAUUCGCAUUCUCCUUGCCAUUAUCUGCAGGAUGCUGGUGAAGUAGUUUUUGAUUAUUUAAUGUUUACAGACUAAGCUUAAAUUUAGGAUGAAAAGGUAUUUUUUUCGAGUUUACCUAUGAUGUCAAGGUUUAAAAAUUUUGCGUCGUCAAGCCAAAAGUGGCAUGAGUGAGUUAUGCAAUGCAGCUCAAUGCCUUCUCGUGGUAUAGCCUGAAUAUCCCACCACUGACAUGAUUUUUCUUUAUACACAUGGUUACUCACACCGUAACGUAACGUUAACACGUUAAGAAUUGAACUCACUCAUGGAAUAUUUUACUGUGAAACACUCGGAAGCUGAAUAACAAGUACAGUUGAACCUCUCUACAACGGCCACUUUUGUCUGUCCUCCAGGUGGCCGUUGUAGAAAGGUUCGACUGUAUAUGAACCUUAAAAAACGAUAUUAAAAUAUGCUCAAUGUUUUGAGUUCACUUUGAUACUCGGUUACCGCGCACCAAAUUUACGUUUUGUAAAACUGUAAUCAAAUUUAAUGAAAACGGCUGUCAUUAUGUCGGAGCACGUUUUAUAAAACUCGAAAAAUCGGAAGAUCGAUUGGGACAAGUAUGGAAAAAAUCCUUGUUGCUUUCAAGAUGUUGUGAAGGCAACCGAACCCUAUUUUUGGUGAUAUUACCCGUUGCAUACCAUCAAAUAUGCAACGAGUUGCUUGCUUUCCGAUUAGCUGUAUUGUUUAUGGCAUGGGAUAAAUUUUGGUAUACCAAUGUAUUGCCGUUUCUCAGCUCCUGCGUUUCUAUAAUGCCGUGGCACCUCUAUUCAGGUGACACCCUCGGAACCAAGGCAAGGGUGCCCUGAAUGGUUGGGCUGAGGUUUGUUAAUAAUAAGCCAAAAAAUAAAAUCUUUAUUUUUUAUUCUGCCUCGGAAUCUACUGCAGACAUUAUUUCAAGCAGAGAGAUACAUGUAAUGGAUAAAAAAUCACGAUUAACUUACCUCUGUGAUGUUGUGUGUUGAAUCUUUCAAGUGCGGUAGAACAUCAAUUUUAGUUGACGUUGUUCAUGUGUUAAAAGUUGUCGCCAUUGUGGUUAGUGUACACUUAAACUUACCAAAGAUUUUACUGGUCAGUCUCUUUUUGAGUGCUAAGGUGUUCCCUGAUUGGAGGUUUCAUCUGGGUUUUAAGACCCGGAAAAAGUGUCCCUUUCCCCUGAAUAGAGGUGUCCCUUCAAUAGAGGUAACGUAACAAAUACAAAAACUGUGUGAACAUUCUCCCGAGACCAAAUUUUGUAACCACUGAAUGGAGGUGUCCCUUAAAUAGAGGUGUCUCAAAGGAGAGGUUCCACUGUACACGCAGACAGAAUUUUUAUUUAUUUUUGUUUCCAGACAUCGGUGCAUUUUUAAAUCUCACUCGUCGAUCAUAGUUUGUGAAUUUCGAUAUUAAGGUGUUUCAGUCGCUUUAAAAGUGAUUUUAUCCUUGUCUGAUCGUCAUAAAAUUUUUACCAAUGAUUGACUAUAGAUUGAAAUUUGUCAAAAUGUAGGUUUUAGUAAAAUCGAUAUUACUAUGACGACAAUAAACAAACAACUUUGAAAUUGAAAAACGCCUAAUUUUGCGCGAUCUAGACCAGCUACUUAAAAUCCAGCAAGAGGAACUUAAAGGUUGGUGUUUAGCAAAUAAACUCCGUAAGAAGUAGAAAAUUCUGUUUGAAUUCGACUGAAAGGAAAAUAUAUUUCAAACCUAAAUUUUCGCGCUACAACAUUCACUGUUUUGACGUUACGCUAAUUUUCCCAAAUUGAUGCGGACAAUACAUAUAUCCAUGACUAGUACAUUUCAGUGUGAGUAUUGUCGAUGUUUUACUACAAUGUACUAGUCAUGGUGGUAUGUAGCGCGCAUUAUUUUAGCAUAACGUCAAAACAGUGAAUGUUGUAACGCAGAUUUUUGACAGGUUCGUAGGAAAGGUUUGUCUUGAAAUUUUAUCUUGCAGUGAAUCAAUCUCAAUAAAAGUGUCAGACCUUGUUAUAUACAUUAUCAAGAUUAUGUGAAGAGAUUUUAAAAAAAUUCGCUCGCGAGUCGUUUCAGAGAAAAGUCCAAAUUUUGAAUGAAGUUGCAAUUAUACAGGUGGUAGGAAAACGGGUUAGUUUUCAAGAUCGCAAGAACGAAAAUACAAGGAAAUUUUUUAGCUUCGAAAUAUGAUAUUAAGCAAUAUGGUAUUAAUAUGAUAUUAAGCAGCAUUCUGACUAAGAAUAAUUUGAGUCAUUUAUAACGUGUUUAUUAAAUAAUCUAUCACGGCUGUUGAAAAUUUAAUGUUCGAAAUAUAUUUUCGUUUUAGUCGAAUUCAAACAUAGAGAAUUUUUUACUUCUUACGGAGAAGUGUUGGAGUGUUGGAUUUCAGUAGCUGGUCUAGAUCACACAAAAUUCGGCUUUUAUCAAUUUCAAAGGGAUUUGUAUAUUGUUACAUUUUCACAAAUUUCAAUCCAUAGCCAAUUACUGUGAAAAUUUUAUAGCAAUCGGACAAGGAAAAAAACACUUUUAAGGCGAUUGAAAAAUAUCGGUACGGCCUCUGAAAAACUGUAUCGAAACACCUUAAGUGUUGUCAAAAACGGAUUCCGUUUCUGUUCUUUUCUCUCAUGGACAUCCUGAGAUUCGUGUAAGGGAAACAUCACGCUUAAACUGAUUUGUUUUCAUUGACGGAGAUGGUAAUAUUUGUCUCCUAUCAGGUAAAAGAAGACCUGGCUCUAAACGUCAUCCUCGUCCCAAGACGACUUAUAUAGGUAAUUAAUCGUAUGUUAUAAAGUGCAGUAUUUUCUUUUUUGCAGAACAAGGCGGGCAAAAUCUAUCCAGUUUUUUAAUGGGAUUGUAAUAGAUACUCUUUUUUUCCUAGACAGCACAAAUUUUGACCCUGAAAGUCCAUAUCGUCCUCAAGCUGUCGAUGCAGGUAAUUCAUUGUUUUGCCAAUUAGCCUUUUUUCCUCCCAAGUACUCUAAAUUCAAAUACUUCUAAAUCAAAAAAGCCUUUCCACAUCUCACUUUAGUGUGUAAGCAAAAUGAAAAUGAAAUGAGGUCAAAACUUGGGUGCACAAUUUCAAGCAAAUCACUGUGUUUUGUGGAUACUCCAAGCUUCGAGUCGGUACCUUUGUUCAAGUAAAUGGGGGAAAGGCCUAUUCCUAUAGUAACAAUUACUUAUACUUUAUUAUUAGUCAACAAAAACACAUGUUUAUGAAUUUUCCUUUCUAUGCAAUUUUAAUGCAUAUUUGAUAUGUUAAUUGAUGAAUUUAUUAGAUAGUUCAAACAACCAUGUCUUUUUUUCCUAGACAGCACAUAUUUUGACCCUGAAAGUUCAUAUCGUCCUCAAGCUCUCGAUGGAGGUAAUUCAUUGUUUUGCCAAUUAGCCUUUUUACUUCCCAAGUACUCUAAAUUCAAAUACUUCUAAAUCAAAAAACCUUUCCACAUCUCCCUUUAGUGUGUAAGCAAAAUGAAAAUGAAAUGAGGUCAAAACUUGGGUGCAUAAUUUCAAGCAAAUCACUGUGUUUUGUGGAUACCUUUUGUUCAAGUAAAUGGGGGAAAGGCCUAUUCCUAUAGUAACAAUUACUCAUACUUUAUCAUUAGUCAACAACACAUGUUUAUGAAUUUUCCUUUCUAUGCAAUUUUAAUGCAUAUUUGAUAUGUUAAUUGAUGAAUUUAUUAGAUAGUUCAAACAACUAUGUUAAAGCCAAAGCACUUAUGCAUUUGCUCAGAAGCUGAAAACAUGAUUGAGCGUUUUUUUUUCUAGAGCCAGCCGCUUGAAAAUGUUCACUGCACGGCUGCUGCCAGUGUUCCUAGCGACAAUUCUAUCCGCUUUCUUCUGCAAUGUCUCUUAUUUCCGAUUCUCUCUCUUACCACCACAACCAUUAAUUGCACCAAAUCAGUUUGCCAACAAAUUUCCUACCAAUUUCUCGAUUUAUUUUCAAUCAAGAAGAUUCCAAACGAAAAACCCAUCCAUUGUCAAAGAAACGCUUUCGAGGAAAGAGUUGCAUUCUAUUUUCUUUAUUGAGAGCACUCGCCUCCCACCAAUGUAUCCCGGGUUCAAAUCCGGGCGUCGAAGCCAUAUGUGAGUUGAUUUUGUUAUUAGUUCUCUUCCUUGCUCCGAGAGGUUUUUCUCCGGGUACUCCUGUUUUCCCCUCUCCCUAAAAACCAACAUUUCUAAGUUCCAAUUGGACCAGGAAUCAAGUAGACGAAGAACCACUAUGUGGAUGUGAUACGUGCAAAUCGUUAUUUAUUAUUUAUUUAUUUAUUUAUUUAUUUAUUGAUUUAUUGUUCCAAACCAGUUAAACCAACUAAAAGUAGCACAUCAUCUUGUCCAACUGAGAUUCCACCGCACGUUGUUGAAAAGAUGAAGACAAAAUCCUAUCACUUCAUUGGCGUUGAUGCAUUCCUCAGCAAGUAA
Molecule: messenger RNA, 9342 nt
Organism: Porites evermanni
Lineage: Eukaryota; Metazoa; Cnidaria; Anthozoa; Scleractinia; Poritidae
Source: the annotation of a GenBank genome assembly